AUGGCUGUGACUUUAGUACAAGCCCAAAGGGUGGGCUAUACAUUUUUGAAAGCACUCCUAAGAUUCGGUUUUAUGGUCGCCAAUAACCUGGUUGCUAUUCCGUCCUACGUCUUGUAUUUAAUUAUACUGCAACCUCUUCGAGUCUUGGAUAGUAAGCUGUUCUGGUAUAUCGAAGGAGUAUUAUUUAAAUGGCUUUUAGCUAUGGUGGCUUCCUGGGGCUGGUGGGCAGGAUAUACAGUAGUUGAAUGGGGAGAUGAUGUUAAAGCAAUUUCAGAAGAUGAAGCUGUGGUGCUGGUGAACCAUCAAGCAACGGGAGAUGUUUGCACUCUAAUGAUGUGCCUUCAGGAUAAAGGCAUGGUUGUCCGUCAGAUGAUGUGGCUAAUGGAUCAUAUAUUUAAGUAUACAAACUUUGGCAUUGUAUCUCUAAUCCAUGGAGACUUCUUUAUAAGACAGGGAAAAGCUCACCGUGACCAGCAGCUUGUGCUCCUUGAAGAACAUCUAGAAAAAUAUUAUAGAAGCCGUAGUCGGAAAUGGAUUGUACUGUUUCCAGAAGGUGGCUUCCUUAGGAAAAGGAGGGAAACAAGCCAGGCAUUUGCUAAGAAAAACAAUUUGCCAUUUCUUCAGCAUGUCACCCUGCCAAGACUGGGGGCAACACAAGUUAUUUUGAAAUCGCUUUUGGGUCAGCAACAAAAUGGAACCCCAGCAGGUGGAGAUUCUAUGAAAGCAGAGAACAAAUUAAAAGGCCUUCAGUGGAUGAUAGAUAUAACCAUUGCGUAUCCCAGAGCUGAACCCAUAGACAUCCAGACUUGGAUUCUUGGCUACAGGCAACCAACAAUUACACAUGUACAUUACAGGAUUUUUCCAAUUAAAGAUGUACCUGCAGAGCCUGAAGCCCUCACCCAUUGGCUAUAUCAACGAUUCAUUGAAAAGGAGGAUCUCUUGUCACAUUUUUACAAAACAGGAGCAUUUCCUCCCCUACAGGGUCAAACAGCUGUUUCCCGGGAGAUGACCCUCAACAACUUGUGGUUGGUUGGCAUUCAGUCCCUUGCAUUUUUGUCAGGUGGUAUGUGGUACUGCAUCCUUCGGUAUUUUUAUCAUUGCCUAUUUUAGAAGUUGAAUGGGACCUGAGGACACUGAGAAUCCAGGCUCUGGCAAAUGAGCAUCACGUGACGUGCAAAUGUGAAUAUUCAAGAGUCAAGGAAAAUACUGGAUGGCUUUUUACCCCUCUCAAUGGACGCUCUAAACUCCACUAAAGUGAGAGUCAGUAAUAUAGUGACCUGAUGAUGUAUUUUAAGAACUCUGUAUUUUUAAAGAGGGGGAACAUCCCUAGACACACUUAAGCAAAUUUGGCAUUUGGACAAGAGGUGCAGUCAUACCACCACAUAGAGGAAUGUCUGCAACAAGAAGCUCUGUCACCACAGGUAUUACUUGACAUUGUAGUUAAAGCGCAGAAAAUUCAGCAACUCUCUCUCUCCUGUAGUCUGUAUGACAAAGUGUGUGGUAGAGAAUCCCUCAUUGGCACAAAAGUUUAUCACAGUUGAGCUGGAAUCACAUGUAGUCUGCAGAGCUAGUUAUGGUAACUUAACUGCUCUCCUAUCAGCCAUUGUUGUAUUAGACACACUCUUCCUGCAAACAUGCAAGAGAGGUUUGUGGUGGAGAAAACAGUGCUCAGAAAAGCAGUAUGUAAUAUGUUUAAAAAUAAUUCACCAUUGACAAAUCAGCCCAUCCCUGCCCUGGGUUAUCCAUCAGACAUGUGAUUUCUGUACGCUAGUUGUAUCCCUUCUUAGUAGGGACGAUGUCAGGUCACUUGAUUUAUUUCCCUUUUGUGUUUAUGAUGUUUCAUACAUUGAGAAUUAUCUUUUCUGCAAAAUGCACUUUUAAAGAUUAAAAUACAGUGAAGGAAAAACAUAUAGCUGGGGUGGGGGGGAGCUUUAUCUGCAACAGACUGGAAUCGUAAAGAGUGCUACCUGUUCCUGAAAGUGUGCUGGUGUCCCUGAGGCUUUUCAGUCUGUCCUCCCUUCCCCAGUGUCUUUCCUCCCUGCUCCAAUUUGUUGUAUAUCACGAGCUGGCAAAUGUGACUUUUUGAUAGCUUACGGAGGCCUGUUCCCCGCAUUUGUUGCAACAGCACUAAAUGCAUUUGUGGGACAGUGUAAACAAAUCAAUGCCAGUCAGAUUCAUAUUUUGCUUUGGAAAAAUGGAAGGAAACUAGUUUCUUAAAAAGAGAUCUGAUGGCGUGUGUAAAGCUGUAGGAAGAUAUUCAAUGGACUGUGACAGAAUGUGAUCUCAAUAACUGUACAGAGGGCUAUAUUAAGCCUGCCCCUGUGCUGAAAAGUAUUAGCCUCAGUGGAAGGAGAAUUAAUUAGUCAGAGGCAAACUGGACUCAAACCAGAUUUUCAGAUGUCUGGUUAACAAUGCUGUUGAAAGGCAGUCAGUAGUGUAGGUUCUCAUUUCCAGCAGGUUGGCCUCACUUGAUUACACAGGUAGAAAAGAUCCAUUUCUAGAAUGAAAUUCCUGUUUGAGUAUAGGCCAUGUAGCCAGAAUUUUAUGUAUAACUAUGGUGUAUUGUCUUUGGAUUGUAAUUUUAUUGAGCGCAAACUAAGCCAACUGUAGUUGUCCAUGUUGAGUUAGCAGUAUAGUUUCCCCUUUGAUCCCCCUUGUCAUACAAGAACCAGUUAUCUGAAUAUUUUCCUUUGGGGGGAAAAAGCAUACCAAAAUAUGAAAUAAUGCGAAUUUUCCCUGGUUUAAUGGAAAAGGUAUCCUAAUUAAAUAUGCCAAAAAAGUGGUUUCAUCAUAAGGUAACACAGUGUGGAUAUUAAUAAGAAGAUGGUUAAUAAAAGAACAACUGAAAUACCUCAUUGACUGUUAUGAUACCACUGCAGGUGAAAUGCAGAAGACAGUGUUAUUAUUUCACGUGAUGUUUAAUGUAAGAAACUAUUUCUAAAUCCAUCUUCUUGACAAAAUACAGCUGAAUUCCAUUGUAAAAUUAAAAUUAAUCUUAAUGUGAGGUACGCAAAGGGAGGCCAGUUUGGGCUGUGAACAUGUUCCUUUACCCGUUGAUUCUGCCAAUUGGUGAGGUUUGUUACUUUGGGUGUAGAUUGUUUCCUCUGCUGUAUUGCAGGCAGGCGUUGCAGUCCAGUACCAAUCCCCUGAUACAAGGGUGCAAACAAGCUGCUCUAAACUUGAGUAGACGGGAUUCUGGAAACAAGCUGCAGAAUGUUUUCUAUGUCUUUCUUCCUAACGUGGGAUGAUUGGAACCACUUGGCAUUCCAGUUUAUAUUGUUUCUUAAUUAGGAGGGGAAGGGCUGAUAUAAAAAAGAGAGGUUUUGUUGCACGACAGAAGCCUGCAUCAGAAUAUUUGCUUUACAAACCCAAUAAACAUGCCAGGGUAUAUGCUUUUCAAAUGCACUAUUGUUUCCAAUGGCCUGUAAUAAGUACUGAUGUGCUGCCUAAUGAAAUAACAGCAAUAUGUGAUCAUGUGGUAAAGUGACCCUUUGACUUACUGGUACCUUUGGGUUUGUUUGUUUUUGUUUUUGUCUUUCAAUUUGUUUGUUUUUUAAUUCUGCAAAACCUUUAUAUGAAAGCACUGAUUGUAGUUUCAAUGUGGAGACUAAAUUGCAUUAGAUUGCUUCUCUGCUACUUGCACUGGAAAAUGUGAAGAGUGUAUGUCAUCAAGUCUCCAUAGAGUCGAAUUUAGGUGAUCAUGGAAAGGAACUAGUUUCCAUGUUAGGAACUUGGAUUUUUUUUUUUGUCAUGAACAUAGUGCUGGUUAAUAAUGGAGAAUAAUAAAGAGCGAUAAAAAUCUUUUUAAUAAGGGAAAAACAUAAAAUACAUGUAGGAGAAAUGAGUUUCAACUCAGUUACCCGUGUGUCAGCUAGUUGAGGUUUAUAGCUGUAGUUAGCAUUUUUGC
Messenger RNA from Alligator sinensis (Chinese alligator), 3907 nucleotides. RefSeq names its product lysophosphatidylglycerol acyltransferase 1 (gene LPGAT1). Gene Ontology annotation, cellular component: endomembrane system. Gene Ontology annotation, molecular function: acyltransferase activity. The record is from RefSeq and is a predicted model, not a curated record. The coding region runs from base 1 to 1110 and encodes 369 amino acids. The transcript has 7 exons. Lineage: Eukaryota; Metazoa; Chordata; Crocodylia; Alligatoridae.